Exaiptasia diaphana is the source of this 2572-nucleotide messenger RNA. RefSeq names its product flagellar attachment zone protein 1. Lineage: Eukaryota; Metazoa; Cnidaria; Anthozoa; Actiniaria; Aiptasiidae. Bases 53 to 2191 code for a protein of 712 amino acids. The record is from RefSeq and is a predicted model, not a curated record. The transcript is spliced from 3 exons.
GUUAGAAACACUGCAAAACGAUAAGAAAUGUAUUGAUGACCUACUAAAUGAAAUGAAAACUAAAAAUGCACAGUUAGAAAUUCAACUUUCUGAUGCUAAUGACGUGAAACAGGCCUUGGAARUAGAACUCCAGAAACUAAARGWAUCUACGCGUGAGAUUGAAAGCCUAGAAAAAGAGAAGAUUGAUGAAGUUGCUGCAAGGUGCAAGAAACUUGAGGAAGUCCUUUCAGUGGUUGUGGACGAGAAUUCUAAUYUAUUGAAGGAAGUGUCAGGUUUAAGAGAAGAAAAUCGUAAGUUAAAGAAACGCAAUAUAUCAGAGAUCGCUKAUGGCAGUACUCAGSACUCUCCURAGGCAUUUGAAACAGAGCAAAGCAUAGAGAAGGCAAGUCUUAAUGGAAUGAAGAAAAARGGAAAYAAAGGAAAUGAYGAGACYCCAAUCAUAAAUGUCUCGUCUCCAGGAUWCCACGAUCAAUCACACAGUKUAGAACAAGGGUUCUCCACCAGAAGUACCACGGAACAAAGCCUGUCAAAUAAAGAUCAYUUGCAAUUACCACUUGAAUCAAGUAUGAAGCGAUACCCUCACCAAACKUCACURAACACUGAAUCCAAGCCAYUAUCUGCAUCAAGUCCCGACGUAUCAUSCAAAGAAGGGCAAGARAGAAUACCAAAUUCCAACAGCAAAGAACACGUGGGUAUUCAAAGGCAUGUAAGCUCUACAAAUGGAGAGUUUAUCGYAGYAACACCUGAGAGUGAAUCRGGAUAUGGSGGAAGUAAAGGAGGGAACACUCUUUGUAGACAGUGCCUUAAAUCUACUUGCGAGUGUGASUCACCAGUACGWAAAGAGUCCACWACACGUAAUGAUAUGAAAGAUACCAAUGAUAUCCUUAGUACCGAGUCAGUGUACGGUAGCGUUAGUGUUGAUGUCUGUACGGACAGCUCGUUUGCUUCAGCAACUGACUUUGAAGACAUCAGUUUCUCAUCAGACUGGGUGUCAGCUGAAGACUUACGAGCAGGACGAGUAACGGCUAGAGGACAUCGUGGACUGAGUAAAAUACACAGAGAGCUUGCUGAAAUUAAAUGUACCAACACAAUACUGGAAAAUGAGAUGACUAUMUUGAAACACAGAAAUUCUGACUAUCAGUCGCAGCUYCAAAAACUUGCAGGAAAGAAUAAUACCUUAAAACAAAAACUAUGUGAGCGUUCAAUGAUAACAAAGAAGGCUGAAAGAGAAAUAGAAGCGCUAACAGACGAUAAAAUGAGAUUAGAAGUUCAAAUUACUGCGGCAAAGGAAGAAGUCAAUCAUCUUGAACGCGAGAAAUCUAAACUUGAUAGGAAUUUAUCGAGUGCAAAAGCUGAGAACAAGCGUUUGAAAAUCGAUUUGGGRAUGGUAAAAGCUGAAAGUUAUAAAAAUAUGAAACAAUUAGUGAAGUUAGAAGCAGAGAACAAAAAACUUUUAUCUGAGUUAGAAGAAACGCAAGAAGAGCUUAAAAACACYAARGAACUUUUAGUUCACUUUGAUAACGSCUCGUUAACUUCCCUAGAGGACAGACUGUCAUGCACAUCUCCAGUUUCUAACGAAGGAKUACAYUUCCCUAUGUCAGCUGAGUCGAGUAACCAAAGGGAAGGKAACGGUGUACCACAUGAUCGAUCAAGAUUAAAGUUAGAAUUACGGAAUAACAGUCAUGUACGUCGAGUGACGAGUGAACAGUCGUUYCCAAGGUAUCAUAGUGUGGCUAAAGAACUAGCUACAUCAUCGGAAUCAGAAACUAUAUCAUCUCCAGAGGGUUUCGAUGAGCAACAACGUCGAAAAGCCUACCCACAACGUCUCACCAARUCACAGUCUCUUACAACUGAAAGAGUUGAAGUGCGUACACAAUCCAAAACCGAUGAAUCUGAUACCACAGAGACAACAGAAAGCGGUCUGCACCAGCCACUGAGAGAGAUCAAAUCACCAUSYGAACAGACCCAACCUGAACAGGCACGACCRCUAACUGAACGAACACAAAGCCAGAUGUCAUAUGAUAGUGACAUGAGUUUUGGYGAGAAGGACAUCGAAAGUUGUAGUCAAAGUGAAGAAACUGAGGGAUCAUCCAUUGACCUGGAUGGRAAAGGAAGACARCAAGGGUCAAUCAAGAAAAUGUUCAAACGUUUCUCAAAAUCCAAGAAAAUAACAAAGUCAACUUCAAGUUAAUAAUAGCACAAAUAGCAUUUUUGGAAUUUAUAAUCCUAGUUUAUUCGUUUAGGAAAUAUUGUCCGAAUGACAGUUUUUUUUAAAUUGCUGAGAUUUUCAAAAGUCUAAAAGAAUUAGAGAGCGUGAUAAUAAACUUUUAUAAAGAAGUGUUAUUCUGUUUCUAUGAUAACAAAUUUGGAAAAAUGGAAUUAAUAUUGUUUCUGACAUGAACUUUGAACAGUCGUGAGAAAGAGUGCUGAAAUCUCAAACAGUGAAAAGUUACCUAACGAGUCAUUUUCAUUAUUUUUAUGUAAUUCUAAUUAAAAUACAUGUAUAUCCAGACUGAAUUUAUCAAGAUUAUAUUCAUAUAUAUUAUCAUAUAAUAGUAAUAAAAUAUUUUUA